CAAGGAAAUGCAAUAUCCCAUGCUCGCCUCUGUGGACGAAGGGCAGAAGAGACUCUCGCUCCUCUUGCUCGCUUUAUUCCACGGCCGUGCAGCAGGGGGCGCGUGGCUUUCGGUCCACCCGGGGCUCCCUCCCCCGGGCCGCCCCCGAAACGCGAAGUUGGCGGGAGCCUAUAAAAGCCGGUGACGGCUCGACCCGCGGACACACGGUGCAGGCGCCCGAGGAGCAGCCGCUUCUAGAACGGCGCCAAAUCCUGCCCUGCCUCGACCAGCCGCACGACCAUGGCCCAUCACUGGGGAUACGGCAAGCACAAUGGACCCGAGCACUGGUAUAAGGACUUCCCCAUUGCCAAGGGACAGCGCCAGUCCCCUGUUGACAUCGACACCAAAGCAGCCAUUCACGACCCUGCCCUGAAGGCUUUGUCUCCUUCCUAUGAGCAAGCGGUUUCUCGCAGGAUCAUCAACAACGGUCACUCUUUCAAUGUGGAAUUCGAUGACUCCCAGGACAAAGCAGUGCUGAAAGGAGGACCCCUCACUGGCACUUACAGAUUGAUUCAGUUUCACUUUCACUGGGGUUCAUCUGAUGGGCAAGGUUCUGAGCACACUGUGGAUAAAAAGAAAUAUGCUGCAGAGCUUCACUUGGUUCACUGGAACACCAAAUAUGGGGAUUUUGGAAAAGCUGUGCAGCAACCUGAUGGACUGGCUGUUUUGGGUAUUUUUUUGCAGAUUGGCGAUGCCAGGCCAGGCCUACAAAGAGUCCUCGAUGCCCUGGAUUCCAUAAAGACAAAGGGUAAGAGUGCUGACUUCACUAACUUUGACCCUCGUGGCCUCCUUCCUGGAAGUUUGGACUACUGGACCUACCCAGGCUCACUGACCACUCCUCCCCUUCUGGAAUGCGUGACCUGGAUUGUGCUCAAGGAGCCCAUCAGCAUUAGCAGUGAACAGAUGAUGAAAUUCCGUAAGCUUAAUUUCAAUAAGGAGGGCGAGCCUGAAGAACUGAUGGUGGACAAUUGGCGCCCAGCUCAGCCACUGCACAACAGACAGAUUAAUGCGUCCUUCAAAUAAGAUGGCCCCAGAGCCCACAUCCAGAUAGUAGAUAUUCGGGAUAUUAGCUAAGCACAAAUCUACCUUGGUGAAUCGGACCUUGGCUGCUUUGUGUCUCAUUUUCUAGAUCCUUAUCUCUCACCUGUUGUCCUCAUUAGUAAAAUGUGAAGAACUUGACCAGUUGUCGUGCUUGACCGAAUUGCUGUGACUGGUGCUUUGGUUCUGGUGAUAGCCUUUCUGUAGGAGAGAAUAUAAUAUAAGGAAUAAGAGAACAAAGCAUCUUGACUUUGUUCGUAGCACAUGGGGUGAUGAGCACGGACAAUUGUUCACAAAAAUGCUAACUUUAAAACAUAGGAAAGUAGAAUGAUUGAGUGCAAAUCCAAUCCAUUGAGCUGUGUAAUGUAAAUCAGGUGAAAGAGUCAUGAUUCUAUGUAAUGUAAAUCAGAUGAAAUAAAUGUUUAUGAUUCCGAGAUACUAUAUUCAAGAAAAAAAUUUUAAAUUCUUAUAUAUUUGUAGCAAUGUUAUCUGGAAAAUGAAUUAUAUUGUAAUUUAGUGACUUUUGAAUUAC
Enhydra lutris kenyoni (northern sea otter) is the source of this 1609-nucleotide messenger RNA. RefSeq names its product carbonic anhydrase 2. The record is from RefSeq and is a predicted model, not a curated record. The coding region runs from base 280 to 1062 and encodes 260 amino acids. The transcript is spliced from 9 exons. Gene Ontology annotation, molecular function: carbonate dehydratase activity; zinc ion binding. Lineage: Eukaryota; Metazoa; Chordata; Mammalia; Carnivora; Mustelidae. Gene Ontology annotation, cellular component: cytoplasm.